AUGAAAUUUCCAAUCGAGACUCCAAGAAAACAGGUGAACUGGGAUCCUAAAGUGGCCGUUCCUGCAGCAGCGCCCCCGGUGUGCCAGCCCAAGGGUGCUACUAACGGGCAUUACGCGGCCCCACGCCUCUCCAUCUCCUCCCGAGCCACGGUGGUAGCCAGAAUGGAAGGUGCCUCCCAGGGGGGCCUGCAGACCGUCAUGAAGUGGAAAACAGUGGUUGCCAUCUUCGUGGUCGUGGUGGUCUACCUCGUCACGGGCGGUCUCGUCUUCCGGGCAUUGGAACAGCCCUUUGAGAGCAGCCAAAAGAACACUAUUGCCUUGGAGAAGGCAGAAUUCCUGCGGGAUCAUAUCUGUGUGAGCCCACAGGAGCUGGAGACAUUGAUUCAGCAUGCUCUUGACGCUGACAACGCAGGAGUAAGCCCCAUAGGAAACUCUUCUAACAACAGCAGUCACUGGGACCUCGGAAGUGCCUUUUUCUUUGCUGGAACUGUCAUCACCACCAUAGGGUAUGGGAAUAUUGCUCCAAGCACUGAAGGAGGCAAAAUCUUUUGCAUUUUAUAUGCCAUCUUUGGAAUUCCACUUUUUGGUUUCUUAUUGGCUGGAAUUGGAGACCAACUUGGAACCAUUUUUGGGAAGAGCAUUGCAAGAGUGGAGAAGGUCUUUCGAAAAAAGCAAGUGAGUCAGACCAAGAUCCGGGUCAUCUCAACUAUCCUGUUCAUCUUGGCCGGCUGUGUUGUGUUUGUGACAAUCCCCGCCGUCAUUUUCAAAUACAUUGAGGGGUGGACGGCCCUGGAGUCCAUUUACUUUGUGGUGGUCACUCUCACCACGGUUGGCUUUGGUGAUUUUGUGGCAGGGGGAAACGCUGGCAUCAAUUACCGGGAGUGGUAUAAGCCCCUAGUGUGGUUUUGGAUCCUUGUUGGCCUUGCCUACUUUGCAGCUGUCCUCAGUAUGAUCGGAGACUGGCUACGGGUUCUGUCCAAAAAGACAAAAGAAGAGGUGGGUGAAAUCAAGGCGCACGCGGCCGAGUGGAAGGCCAACGUGACGGCGGAGUUCCGGGAGACGCGGCGGCGGCUGAGCGUGGAGAUCCACGACAAGCUGCAGCGGGCGGCCACCCUCCGCAGCAUGGAGCGCCGGCGCCUGGGCCUGGACCAGAGGGCACACUCGCUCGACAUGCUCUCCCCGGAGAAGCGCUCCGUGUUCGCCGCGCUGGACGCGGGCCGCUUCAAGGCCUCGUCCCAGGACAGCAUCAACAACCGGCCCAACAACCUGCGCCUGCAGGGCUCCGAGCAGCUCAGCAAACACGGGCAGGGAGCCUCCGAGGACAACAUCAUCAACAAGUUCGGGUCCACCUCCAGACUCACCAAGAGGAAGAACAAGGACAUCAGAAGGACCUUGCCCGAGGAUGUUCAGAAGAUCUACAGGACCUUCCGGAACUACUCCCUGGAUGAGGAGAAGAAAGAGGAGGAGGCGGAAAAGGUGUGCAACCCGGACCACUCCAGCACGGCCGUGCUGACGGACUGCAUCCAGCCGCAGGCCGAGAUGGAGAAUGGCGUGGUCCCCGCCGACACCAAAGACAGGGAGCGCGAGGACAACGCGUUACUUGAAGGCAGAAGCUAA
Molecule: messenger RNA, 1617 nt
Organism: Eubalaena glacialis (North Atlantic right whale)
Lineage: Eukaryota; Metazoa; Chordata; Mammalia; Artiodactyla; Balaenidae
Gene: KCNK10
Product: potassium two pore domain channel subfamily K member 10
Exons: 7
Coding region: 1-1617 (538 amino acids)
Biological process (GO): potassium ion transmembrane transport; stabilization of membrane potential
Cellular component (GO): membrane
Molecular function (GO): potassium ion leak channel activity
Source: RefSeq, a predicted model, not a curated record